AUGCAGAAGCUUGUUGGCGAGUUUAAAGAUGUGCCGUUAGAAAAGCAGAAGAACCACAAUUACAAAGAAAUGACUUCUUGGUUAAAAGAUUUGGCUGAUCGUUUCCCUCAUAUUACUUAUUUAUAUUCAAUUGGCCAAAGCAUAGAUAAGCGUCAACUUUGGGUACUUGUUGUUGCAAGAAAUCCGAGGGAGCAUGAGAUAUUAAGGCCAGAAUUUAAAUAUGUUGCAAAUAUGCAUGGAAAUGAGGUUACUGGUCGAGAAGCACUUCUUUAUUUGGCUUACAUACUUUGUGAAAAUUAUGGCAGUAAUGAAUAUUUAACGCGUAUGGUCAAUGAAACGCGCAUCCAUCUAAUGGUUAAUUUUAUUAUUCUAAAUCCAAUUUAUUUUUUUAAGCCUUCAAUGAACCCUGAUGGUUAUGAAAUGGAUAGACCUGGUGAUCGUAUUGGAUAUUUGGGCCGUUCAAAUGCAGAUAAUGUUGACUUAAAUCGAAAUUUUCCUGCUCGUUAUCCGAUGCACAAAGAGGCGUCCGGUGGGAUGAAAAUUGAACCAGAGACAAAAGCUGUUAUGCAAUGGAUGACCCAAUAUCCAUUUGUUCUUUCUGCGAAUCUUCAUGGUGGCUCUCUCGUCGCUAAUUACCCGUAUGAUGAUUCGGAUACAGGCGCAGAUGGCAUAUAUACAGCUUCAGCAGACGAUAAACUUUUUGUACAAUUGGCCUUUCAAUAUGCACGUGCUCAUACAAAUAUGUGGUUAUCUGGACGUCGUUGUGGGCUAAAUGAUAAUGGUGAUACUUUCCUUCAUGGAAUUACCAAUGGCGCUGGUUGGUACCAUCUUUCUGGUGGGAUGCAGGACUGGCAGUAUGUGCACACAAAUGCUCUUGAAAUUACUGUUGAAAUGGGCUGUUUCAAAUUUCCAUACGACGAUAUGAUUCCAACUUUGUGGAAGCAACAUCGGUUCUCUUUGCUCUCAUUUAUGGAAUCUGUUCAUAGUGGUGUAAAAGGUGUUGUUCAUGAUGCCACUGGUGAAAGGCCAGUUUCGGGAGCCGAAGUAACAAUUAUAAAAGGAGGAAAAGGAAAAGCUGUGACAACAACACUUAAUGGUGAAUAUUGGCGUCUUUUACCACCUGGAGAAUAUAGCUUGCAAAUUUCACAUAAAAAUUUCAAACCUUACCAAUUCGAUAUAACUGUUGAUUCUGGACCGGCAAAGGUUGUUAAUAUCAGUUUGAAAGGGAUGGAAUGUGAUGGCGAAGAUAUUCCUAAAUUACAACUUUAUAUUCGGGGUAAAGGUCCUCUUAAUUUAUUACUUGUUGGUUUUGACUCUGCCGCAAAAGGAUUACUUACGCGUUUGGUCAAUCAUUCUUGUCCUAUGGAUGAAAAGAAACGAUCAAAAUUGGCUUACAUGCUUCUUGAAAAUGUUCGUCUUCAUAUUGUUACAGAAUAUAGCCAAGCUGAUCAACUCUUGCAAUAUAUGCGGAAUAUAAAUGCUGAUUCCCUUCUUAUUUUUAGUGCCGGCCCUGCUCAUUCGACAAUAUUUAAUGCCGGAGAGAAUACACCAAGACUGUUUAAUCAAGAUAAAUUUGAUCAAAGCUUGAAAGAAGUAUUUUCUUCACAAGAACAGUUCUCUGAUAUGGAUUCAAAAGCAGCAAAUUCAUUUAGCCCAAUAAAUUCACGAAAGAAGGUUCUUCGACCGAAUUGUGAAGAUCGUUUAGGUCAAACCAAAACGGCGUCAAUUAUUGAUGAAAUGAGACUUGGGCGAAUUUUUGAAUUGGGUAUUGGAAUUGGAUGUGAUUUUGGGAACUUUUCCUCAAAAGAAGAUAUUAUGACUACUGGAAAAAUGGAUGCAGCAUUGGAUGCUAUUAUAGAGGUGAUGCUGAAUAUUUCGAAACAAGACAAGGUACUUGAAUUUUCUGUUGUUCCUUCCAUUGCCCCAACUGAUCAUUUCACUCCUGCUGAAGUUCAGACGGUAACACAUUAUGGCUACGAUCGUCUUGAUCAAUCAUCAUCUUGCUCCGCCAAACUAAUUGAAAUGGAUGGUGUGAAGCUUCGAUCUUUGGGUUCACACAAUGGGCCACAUACAUUGAUUUUAUCUGUAGAAAUGAAGACAGAAGCGUUGGUUUAUCAUCUUGGGGCCAGACUUUGUGGACAAGGACCUGUUGAAGGGUUAACAACUACACCUACCAUUAUAGACGAGGAGAUGAGACAAGUACAGCGUAUUUUGGAGUAUUCAACCAUUGUUUUGGCACCAGAUAUCCCACAUACACAAUUGAAUUGCCAUGACUAUCUGACCAUUUCUCCGUUUAUUUCAUUGAUUACGCAAAUUAUCAACUUGGUACCUGAAAUUGAUUUUGUUAUCGUGUUAGGAACGGGUGGAAUUAAAAUUCGAUUUAUUGACGUGCGCAGGCCAGGAACUGACAUUGGAAUGACAAAUAAUGGCACGCUUAUUAUGUCACAACCUCCUUCAGCUGAACUCGACGAGAAUGACCAAAUUAAAUUGCCUGAUCUACCAAAAGGGAAUUGGACAUCUACGCCGCAGGCACUUGCACAGCUCUACAUUGAAGGACACGAACAGAUGCGGCAGAAUAAAAGGGAUAUGUGUGCAACUAAUCGCCCAUCCACUCCAGUGCUCGAUGAAUUCCAUUGGGCAACAGGGCGGGACAAAUGGACAUCAGCACCAGAUGCUUUGCUUGUUCAAGUUGGUUGUUGCUAUGAAGGCCAAGGAAUAAGCCAUCUUUUUGAAGAGAAUCGUCGUUCUCUCUUCUCAAUAUUAGAACGACGUUUGCAAGGUGUUUCAGGUGUUAUUAGGGAAAUGAGUGGCGAUCGUCUUUCUGGUGUGAAUGUCUCUGUUUGGCCGAUUCAAAAGGACCACAACAUAAUUUUGGAAACUACAAAGACUACAAAAACAACAAAGAAUGGACAUUAUAAUUUGGCUUUGGAGCCAGGAACAUAUCGAGCAAUGAUUAUGGCUGAUGGUUAUGAUCCAAUGAGUAGUACUUUUACUGUUUCAUUUGGACAAUCGACGGUUAAACAUUAUGCUUUACACCGACCAUUUACAAUGAGUUUUGAACGCAGUAUAGUUGCCGCAUUGAUUGCAUUAACAAUGCUUUCAAUAUCAUUUUGUUGUUUAUGUCGAUCCAUGAGACGUUCGAAAACAAAAAAAUCUUUGACAGCUACGCAGGUUAAAGUGAAUGAAAGGAGAAAAGAUGGAUUUGAACGUGUGCCUCUUCGGGAUUACCAUUCCGAAAAUGACUCUGACGAUUCUGAUGAGGAGGAGGUUCUAGAUACACGAAGAAUGGCUAUGCCUGUUUGA
Molecule: messenger RNA, 3303 nt
Organism: Meloidogyne enterolobii
Lineage: Eukaryota; Metazoa; Nematoda; Chromadorea; Rhabditida; Meloidogynidae
Source: the annotation of a GenBank genome assembly